Molecule: messenger RNA, 1065 nt
Organism: Camelina sativa (false flax)
Lineage: Eukaryota; Viridiplantae; Streptophyta; Magnoliopsida; Brassicales; Brassicaceae
Biological process (GO): RNA processing
Molecular function (GO): ribonuclease III activity
Source: RefSeq, a predicted model, not a curated record
AAGCACAAAAAAAAAAAAAAAGAGCAAGCUUUAGAAAAAUGGUGAUUUUAUCGGCGAGCUCCACCGUGAGAGCUGCCUUAGAUACACAACCUAGACUUCCGUACAACCCUAAUGCGCCGCGGAAAGUGAAGAAGAACCCUAACAGUAAUUCUUUCUUACCGCCGCCGUUACCUGCACCGUCUCCGGUAAUCAGCAUCUCCGUCGCCGAUUUGCUCAAGCGUCCUCCUAGUAAAGAGUUACAACCUGUUGACGUUGAUGAUACUUAUAUGGGAUAUGAGACAUGGUCUCCAAGUCCACCAAAGUUGGAGAAACCAAGAUCAGUCUUCAAUGCUGCUUCAUUAGCUUUUAUAGGCGAUUCCAUUUACGAGCUUUAUGCUCGUAGGCAUUUUCUUUUCCCUCCCCUUAGUAUUGAAGACUAUAACGACCGUGUUAGAGCAGUGGUGCGCGCUGAAGCCCAGUAUGCAUUGCUGAAGAAGCUUGUUGAUGAUGAUUUCUUAACAAAAGAAGAGAGGGAUGUGCUCAGGUGGGGAAAGAAUCUAGGUUCCGCUAGAACACGUACAAGAAGGCGUGCAGGUAAUGCGGUUUAUAACAAGGCAUCAUCAUUGGAGACACUAAUUGGUUAUCUAUAUCUGACGAAUGGGAAAAGAUUAGAAAAAAUAAUGCAGAAGCUAGGAUUCUCAAGCGAUUCUUCAACUGAGAUCAUAAUUGAAGAGGCCAAGCCUAAACCAGCAGAAUCAAACCUGACAAACUUUAUACUCAACGAGCAAGUGGUGUCACAGUAGUUAUAGCAAAGGUCGUAACUCUCCCGGAUCAUGGGAAAGCUGAACUGAAGAAUCAAAGUUUCUUUAGUAGGCCGGUUUAGCAUCACAGUGCUCGCUUAACCGGAGAAGACAGUGUUUUCCAUAUGUAGUAGUACAUACGUAUGUAUGAAUGUGUUGCUGUUGCAAAUCAAAAUGCCUGCCCAUUUUUGUCUAGGGUCCCAACCAUUUGAACCAUGAUAGUGUAUUAACAACACAUAUAUGAUAUAUAAACAAAAAGAAGAUAUAUUAGCUAUUAGCAUUCUAA